Pochonia chlamydosporia 170 is the source of this 2973-nucleotide messenger RNA. Its product is annotated as acyl-CoA dehydrogenase. Gene Ontology annotation, biological process: DNA-templated transcription. Gene Ontology annotation, molecular function: oxidoreductase activity, acting on the CH-CH group of donors; DNA binding; flavin adenine dinucleotide binding. Bases 1 to 2973 code for a protein of 990 amino acids. The record is from RefSeq and is a predicted model, not a curated record. NCBI's taxonomy places the organism in Eukaryota, Fungi, Ascomycota, Sordariomycetes, Hypocreales, Clavicipitaceae. The transcript has 7 exons.
AUGGAGACAACUGGCUUCACAGAGAACCAACUCCUGGUGCGAGAGUCAAUAAAUCAAAUAUGCUCCCAAUUCCCAAGCUCAUACUGGCAAGAACACGAUCAAAAUGAGCAAGACCCUAAGGAGUUCCACGCCGCAAUCGCCAAAGGGGGCUGGCUAGGCAUCGCUCUCCCAGAAUCACUCGGCGGCGCAGGCCUUGGAAUAUCCGAAGCAACUAUGAUGAUGCAGACAAUCACCGAGUCGGGAGCCGGUAUGGCAGGAGCACAAGCUAUUCACGCCAAUGUCUACGCGACGCAACCGUUGGCCAAGUUCGGCACGGAGGAACAGCUCGCAGAAACAAUCCCCAACAUCAUAUCAGGAAAAUGGCGAACCUGUUUCGGAGUGACAGAACCAAACGCAGGGCUCAACACCCUCGCGCUAUCAACCACAGCUCAAAAGACUAGCGACGGGUACAGCAUCACCGGCCAAAAGAUUUGGAUUACAUGCGCACAAGUAGCGUCAAAGAUGAUACUUCUGGCUCGCACCACGCCCAGAGACCAAGUCAAGAAGCCAAGUGAAGGGCUCUCCUUAUUCUGUAUUGACCUAGAUCGCGAUAGACCCGGCCUGGAGCUGCGUCGAAUCAAGAAAAUGGGCGGCCGGGCCGUAGACGCAAACGAAGUGUUUUUCGACAACUACGACAUCCCAUCUUCUGCCCUAAUAGGAGAAGAAGGGCGAGGAUUCAAGAUGAUUCUUCAUGGAAUGAAUGCAGAGAGAUGUCUAUUAGCCGGCGAAGCUCUGGGACUUGGAUAUGCAGCACUAUCAAAAGCUGCGUCGUACGCACGAGAACGAGUCGUGUUUGAAAGGCCCAUUGGCAUGAAUCAAGGUGUUGCGCACCCCUUGGCGGAUGCAUAUGUUAAGCUCGAAGCGGCGAAGUUGGCGACAUAUCAUGCUGCAAGGCUGUAUGACCAAAGCAAGCAUGAUGGUAACGUCAAACAAGAUGCUGUUGGUGUUGCGGCUAAUAGCGCCAAGUAUGUUGCUGCAGAGGCGGCAUUCACAGCUUGUGAGAGAGCUGUUCUUGCACACGGGGGAAUGGGAUAUCCACGCCGGUCUCGCCGUUUGGAACCGGCUCCUGCACCGGAGGCAAGCGUAUCAUUAAGUCCGGCACGAACCGUUGACACCAACGUGCGACCGUCGUCUAGCAUCGCUGGCGGUGAUUCCUAUCUACCAGACGCAGAACCUAGAUCCAGUCCGCCUGUCCACGACGACAUAACCGCCGACGACAACCAUGCGACAACUUCAGCACCAUCCGCCCCAGGCACCUUGUUCUUCGGAGAGUCAAACUUCCUGACCCUCGUCCCUGGUAACGAGGCAGCUGCCCUCGGAGGCACAGGAAACACUCCCAACCAAAAACCUCGACUCACAUUUCCCAUCCCCGGAAGCCCGGGUUCACAAUCGCAAGUUGAAGGCGCAGGAAUAAGCGCCAGUACCAUGCGCUACCUUCGAGAUGAAGGCGCCCUCACACUUCCCGAUCUGCAGACGUGUCUGCCUGCUCUCCAGGCGUACUUUACCUGGUUUCACCCCAGUUUCCCGAUUCUAGAUCGCGCAGAGGUGACGAGACGACUGGCAGCUAUGGAUAUCUCUCGCUUCUUACUACAGGCCGUGCUGUUUAUAGGGGCUACGUACUGCGACGACGCGACGAUCUUGGAUAUGGGAUUCACGGAUCGGUCUGAAGCUAAGCGCGUUCUGUACACGAGAGCGAGAUUACUGUUCCAUGCGGACUGGGAAAAGGACGAGAUGAUACUGAUACAGUCGAUUUUUCUUAUGAGCUUCUGGCGCGGUGGACCUGCUGAUGUUCGUGAUGUGAGGUACUGGCUGGGCGUGGUGAUUACACUGUCUGAGUCGUAUGGGCUGCAUAGAUCGCCGAGAUCAAUUUCAAAAGGCACGCAUAUGAAUCGGAUGCGACGGAGAAUAUGGUGGUCCAUAUACGUGCGAGAACGUCAAGUAGCCGCUGCACUUGGACUACCAAGUCGUAUCAGAGACGAGGACUGCGACAUCGAGCCUCUCAGUGCGACUGACCUCGAGUCCGAGGCAUUGAGUGCUAAUAACCAGUUGUUUGGGUCUUGCCAGCCCGAGCACAUUACAUAUACUAUAAAGAUGGUUGAAAUCGCUAGAUUACUCGGUCGUGUGAUUGACCUACACUUUGCCCCCGGCAAGCGAGCCUCCACUGCCGGCGACGUCCAAGACCUCGACAAUGCUUUAGAAGCAUGGAAGGACAGUCUACCAGAUAGCAUGAAGUACGCAACAGACGAAGGCAGCGAGUCCGUCUGGACAUGUCUCCUACACUUGGCAUACAACCACCUCCGAAUCUUAAUACACAGAAACAGCUUCCUCCGUCACGGAGAAGGCGACAAGAACAACCAAGUCACCGCAGCCGCCUGUCGAAUAAGUCGCAUCGCAGAAGACAUGUCCACACACGGCACCCUCCGUUACGGCCAAAUGCAUCUGAUCACGAGUCUCUUCGCAGCGCUAUGCAUCCACGUCAUAAGUAUACGUCGAGGAAUGGGCGUGUCAAGACGCAUUGCAGAGCACAGAGCCCAAAUGUGUCUGCUGUGUCUGAAGGAGAUCCAAAAGUACUGGAGGAUCAACAACAAUGUGCUUGAUUUGUUUCUGCAGUACCUCGAUCGAUCUAUCGCCGAGCGGUUGCAUGCAGCUCAGACGGAUGGCUCAGGGGCAGACGCGGCAGCUGGGUCGAAGCGACAGGAUCCUUUUGUCGGUAGUAAUGGUGAUGCGGCUGGUGAUGCUGCCAGAGGGGAUCCGAUGUUAUCGCAGACUGCUGAACAGCAGCGCAGUCAGGACGAGUUGUUUCAAGAUCAGUACUUUAAUUUGGUGAAUGGCCAUUGGGAGGGCGAUGAUGCGUUGGGAGAUUUGGGUUUGUUUUUGCAGGCGGAUGAUUUUUCGCCAGUCAAGGGGCUUAAUUUCCUCGGUCGGUCGCUGUAG